Molecule: messenger RNA, 1284 nt
Organism: Dothidotthia symphoricarpi CBS 119687
Lineage: Eukaryota; Fungi; Ascomycota; Dothideomycetes; Pleosporales; Dothidotthiaceae
Product: vacuolar calcium ion transporter /H(+) exchanger
Exons: 3
Coding region: 1-1284 (427 amino acids)
Biological process (GO): intracellular calcium ion homeostasis; calcium ion transmembrane transport
Cellular component (GO): fungal-type vacuole membrane
Molecular function (GO): calcium:proton antiporter activity
Source: RefSeq, a predicted model, not a curated record
AUGCAGGACAACAGUAAUGGCCACAACGAGUCGACGCCGCUCAUGGGCGGCCGCUCCAACGGCGCGAGCUACGAGCAAGAGGAGCCAAAAUGGAAAUCGAUUCCCAAGCGUGUGCUGCACUUGACCUGGGCCACAUUGACGAGCAGCUACGUUAACGUCCUCCUUGUCUUCGUGCCCAUUGGCAUCAUCGCUGGCAUAAUGAGCUGGAACCCAACCGCCGUCUUCAUCCUCAACUUCAUCGCCAUCAUCCCGCUCGCCGCGCUCUUGAGCUUUGCGACCGAGGAACUCUCUGCAAAGCUUGGCCAGACGCUGGGUGGAUUGAUGAACGCGACCUUUGGAAAUGCUGUUGAACUUAUCGUCUCGAUUGUUGCGCUCAGGCAAGGCGAAAUCCGCAUUGUGCAGGCCUCCAUGCUGGGUAGCAUUCUCUCCAACAUUCUUCUCGUGCUAGGAUGCUGCUUCCUCUCUGGCGGAAUCCGCGAACAAGAGCGCAGCUUCAACACUACCGUCGCAUCCACCAUGUCCUCUCUCAUGGCCGUCGCCUCCGCAUGCCUUAUCAUCCCCGCGACCCUCUACGCCGUCAUGGCCGAUGGCAAGCCUGCUCAUGACGCCGAGGCGCAAAAGACUGUUUUGUUCCUCUCGCACGGCACCGCCAUCAUCAUGCUUAUCCUCUACAUCCUGUAUCUCUACUUCCAGCUCUACUCGCACCACGCCCUGUUCGCCGAUGUCGAGAACCAGGAGGGUGGAGACGAAUCCGAGGACGGUAACAUUCUCUCGCCUUUCGCUGCUGGUGUCGCCCUGGUCUUCGUGACUAUCUUGGUCGCCGUCUGCGCCGAGUUCCUAGUCGACAGCAUUGACUCUAUUGUCGAAUCCGCGCACAUCAGCAAAACAUUCGUCGGCCUGGUACUCAUACCUAUCGUCGGAAAUGCCGCCGAACACGUUACAGCCGUUAUUGUCGCAUUCAAGGGCAAGAUGGAUCUCGCUAUCAACGUCGCCAUUGGUAGCUCCCUGCAGAUCGCCCUUUUCGUUACGCCUUUCCUUGUUAUUCUCGGCUGGAUCAUCCACGAGCCCAUGACACUGCAGUUCCAGGGCUUCGAGACCAUCAUCUUCUUCAUCUCGGUUCUCAUUGUCAACUACCUCAUCCAGGACGGAAAGAGCAACUACCUCGAGGGCGCAAUGUGUCUUGGAACAUAUGCAAUCAUCGCGCUCGCGUUCUACAUCUACCCUGAUGAGAAGGCUGGUGACAUCACCGCCGAGACCGUCAAGAGGUUCUUCACUGCCCACUAA